This is a messenger RNA of Tuber melanosporum (Perigord truffle), 148 nucleotides long. RefSeq lists its product as uncharacterized. The record is from RefSeq and is a predicted model, not a curated record. NCBI's taxonomy places the organism in Eukaryota, Fungi, Ascomycota, Pezizomycetes, Pezizales, Tuberaceae. The transcript has a single exon. Bases 1 to 129 code for a protein of 42 amino acids.
AUGGAGGUUGUUCUUUUUUUGAGUGCUGGGCGAACUGCCGGUGCGGUAUUGCGCAGGGUUUGGUCAAUCCCGCCUAAGGGGUUUUGCUGCUGCCGCCAAAGAAAGGUAUAUGCGAGUGAGAAUAUAUGAUGACAGGUUGAUUUUGCAA